CGCAGCUCCCCGGCAGGAUCCUUGAUUUGCUCGGUCCUUGGUCAGUUGCAAUGUCCAAGUCACAACCAAAGAAAAAGGAGUCCUCCUCCAGUAAAGUGUCUUUGUCAGACCGACAGACUGAAGCAGCAUCCCUAGCAGUCACUUCCUCUGAGAGCCUAGGAGGCGUGUGGAGAUGCAGAUUCCCCAUUUGGCCCGAGUGGAAUGAUGCAGAAGUCAGCAAGGAGAAAUGGGACUCAAGUAAAGGAGCUGAAGAUGGAAAGACAAAGGGUUACAAUCCUCCAUUUUUUGAAGAUCCCGAGGGAACAAUUUCCCUACCUCCAUCUUUGAAAGUGCACUCUUGGAAGCGUCCCACAGAGUUUAUUGUCAACAAGGGUCUCACCGUUGUUGAAAAUCAAAUGACCUUUGACCUAAUCUCCCCCAAUGAUCAUCUGAUUUGCAGUGAGCUGAUGAGGUGGAUGAUAAGUGAGAUUUAUAUUGUUUGGAGGGCGCAUAACUGCACAUCUACAGAACAAGAUGUUUGGAGACCUUGGGAGCAUGUCUACUCUUUGUGUAAGGUGGUGAAAGGUCAUGUGCCACUCUACAACAGCUAUGGGAAAUACGUGGUCAGACUCUACUGGAUGGGUUGUUGGAGAAAGGUAACAGUAGAUGAUUCCAUGCCAUUUGAUGAAGAAAACAACCUGCUUCUCCCCGCCUCCACCUGUCAGUCAGAGCUGUGGCCAAUGUUGUUGGCUAAAGCUCUUAUUAAAGUGGCCAACACAAAAUCAGGGUCAGAGGCCUUCGGGAAGAUGGGGGAGUUCACCUUUAUCCAUGCCCUCACCGGCUGGAUCCCAGAAACCAGUCCUAUAAAGUCGGUACACCUGAGAAAAACCUGGGAUUUCUUACAAGACACCAUUCCCAUAUUUACACUCCCAGAUGAGAGUUUGCUGGAGACGAAGCCUCAGACUGCAGAUCCAGCUGCAGGGAGAGAUUCCAGCUUUAUUGACCACAAGAGUCAGCUGCCAGAACCAGAGAAAAGCAAAGGUACCCCCGAGUUAGUGGUGUGUGCCAGCUGCUCCCCUUUACAGCCACAUAACAAUUCCUUUGGGUUUGGACAAAUGGCAAACUCCUCAGAGUUUCUUCGUCAGUACGGUCUCUCCUUGCUGCACAGCCACAUUGUCCUGUUGACCAGAACCCGGGCAUGCCAGCUGGAGCCACCACCCAAACCUCCACCUGUGCCCAGAUGGAAACUCAUCCGCCAGCGCAAGGAGAGCGUGGUCACCGAUGAACCGCAGAAGCUUCCUUUGUCAAAACCAGAGAAGUUCAUUGAAGUUGCCAGCCCAUUUCUCUCCUACCAUGUCAAGAGCGGCGUUGGCCCAACCCCUGAGCUAGAGGCCAAGCAGAGCACCGAGAGGAAGCGUUCCUAUGGAUCCCCUCUGGUGUCCAUUGUUGAGAGAGAGGAGGCUGAAUGUCGAGAAGGCCUUGAGCCCGAUGGAGCUGAACGCACCACUAACUCACCGAACAGCACAACAGACAAAAUAGAGGUUACUGCAGAGGACAGCAAGAAGGACGAUGAUGGCAUCUCCAAUGAUCGGCCUAAAACUGCAAUGAGUGACCCUGUAACUGAGGAACCCUCACCUACUGUCAAACCCAUCCUGCAGGAGACCUGGGUGGACCUGGAUGACUUUGCUAAAUGUUUUCAGACUCUCUUUGUGUUCCAUAAACCACAGUUCUACCCACAUCAUAUCCAGAAAUCUCAGCUUAAGAGCACUGUCUUGUCCAAAACUGCAACAACAACAUCUACUCUUGCCACCGGAUCUAUCCCUGUGACAUCUACUGUAGCAAGUCCUGAAUGUCCAGAGGUGAGAGGCACUCACUACCUGUGUGUGGACAGCCUACAACCUUCCCAGAUCCUCAUCAGCUUCUCUGCUCUGCUUCUCAGGGGGGAUACAGCUGAGGAGAAAAAGGAAAUGUCAGCAGCGUGUGGGUCUGCAGUCCUCAUCGCCCAGUCAUACUCCUGGAAAAGCUUGCGCUCUCAGCUGCCAGUUCUCACCAUCAAGACCACCUCCUCAAAGGCAAAAAUGCUUAACUUACCAGCAGGGCGGAAUGUGUUGUCCUUCCACGCAAAGGCAGCAGUGGGCUACCACAUUCACCUGUGCAGCAAGAUGCCUUUAAUCUUUGGGGAUGAAGAAACCAUCAUGUCACACCUUACUAAGGAAAGUGCUCGUUUCACUGAGCAGGCCAUGUCCAUCUUGAGAGCCCUCUCCAGAUUGGUGUCUUCCUUUAGUGAUGAGCAGGACCAGCCAGCAGCCAGAAGAACCCUAGAAGAGGCUCACUGCCCCCAAAACAUCAACACCACCCUGGGAAAACACCACCAGGUGUUUAACCUUGCUGUUUACCACAUGCUGUAUCACGCUCUGGGCAGGAAGCUGACUGCAGAUGAGCGGUUUGGUGUACUGGCCCUAACAGCUGACCCUUCACUCUUGGCCACUAAUGCCGAAGAACACUCCCCUAUAUUGGAUGCAGAGUUGAAGCCUCCAGAAAGGUGGAGAGACAGGGAGCCAACAGACAGGGAGGUCAAGGCUGUCACCAUUCUGCAGGGUGAAUUCAAAAGGCACUCAGAACGAAAGAUCUUUAAUGCCUCAAAACCAGGCACGAAGGAGAACCUCAGUGCAUCUAAGAUCCUUUUAGACAUGUGGCCGAAGGUUGACGCAGAUGCAGAAAAACAUGCUGCCCUCUUGCUAUGGUAUAUCAUUGACCACUCUGAGAGUACAGCAGAGCUCUACCCCUGUCAGCAAGAUGAGUGGACUAGAAUAACGUUUGCUGACUACUCUGUCCCUCUUCAAGACACAGCCGAUUCCUGGGUUUUGGUCUUUAGAGAGGUAUUCCUGGUUCCUAAGGAGAUGCUGCUGGUACCAAAGGUCUACUGCCCAAUCCCUAAUUGUCUGCUGCACAUUGUAAAUAAUGACACAGGAAAGGAGCUGGACAUGGUCUUCAACAAAGCAGCACCCAGUGUCUAUCAACCUAACAAGCUUGGGUAUACCUUUGUAGCAGAGGCUGUCGCACCUGAAUCACCCCCUGUUGGUGCCAAGUGGAAGAUGCGCUUGAUCAGCUCAAGUGAAGUCCUUCCAAAACUGUCCCAUGAGACUCCACUCAACACCUUCUCAGUGAAGGAGUUCCGGAAUUAUUAUAUUCCCAAUGAGAAAAACCUCAUAUGUCGUUACAAUGUGCAGGUGACGGCAGACGUCCUAGGAACAAUUCAGUUUCAGACUUCCAAGCCAGAUGUGUUGAUCCGUCUGUCCAUUCUGGACCAUGAGAAGGAGGUGGCUGGCAACACCGGGAAGGGCCAUGUUGUAAUUCCUGUGUUCUUCUUCCUGGCCAACAAAGCACCCAGUUGCACUGAUGAGGAGAACCAGAGCCAGAAGGGAUCCCCCACCCAGGACAAGGGAAUCAAGGGUCAUAAGUAUGUGGUGCAGGCAGAGGUGCUUUAUAAGAGCUGGGAUUUGGAUGAGUCUCAGCUGGCUUUUGUCCAUAUUCUUAGAGACUUGAAGAAGAACGAAAUGAGAGUAUACAGGCCUGAGGACUUGAAGCGUUCAUCCACUGACACGUUGAUCCACGGUGGACACAAAUCGGACACACCCAAAGCCAACCGCAAAGGCGAAGGUGACAAGGAGAAAGGGAAGCCAGCUGCCGUCUCCAAAUCUGGCUCCAGGCAGGAAACGAGCCUUGACUUGACAAAGCCGAACUGGACGCUGCGUGUCGUCAGUGACAAGAGCAAAACAGGGAGCAUCGAGGUGACGAAGGACACAGAGAGAAUGGACCAGAUUAAAGCCAUUAAAAAAGCCUGGGAAAUGGCAGAACCAGGUCGCUUUGCUAAGGCUUUACAGUCUCGUCUCAAAUUUCAUGAACAAAUCCAACAUCAAGCAAGUGAUGAAACUACUACAGAUGAUGCAGAAAGCAAAGAGCCCGCUGCUCCCAGAUCUACUCAAAAGCUGACUGAAACCUCAUGCUCCUAUCCUCCCAUGGACUACUCAUCCUUCAUCAGACGCCAGAAGGAUUUUCCAGCGCUGAUGAACCCACAGAUAGAGGCAAUCCAGCAGAGGGAGCGCUUAGAAAAGAUCCAGACGUACCGGUUGGUCCGAGGCAACGUGCUAGAGCACCAGAAACAGCAUGAGCUCGACAGGAGGGAACUAAUGAGACAACAGCUGGAGAUGUAUGAGAAGAUGCAGGCAGCCUUGUGGCAACGCUGUAAGAAAUUCCAUAACGCUUGCGAGGCAUUUAGUAGCCGUCAGAUGGCGGCCAUGAAAAAGGAACAAGAAGAGAAACCGGCGCUGGAGGAGGCCCAGCAGGCACUUCUAGAAAAAACAACCCCCACCCCUGCUGCCGCCCAGCAGCCCAACAAACGUGCCAAGACUGCUGGCAAGAAGAAAUGAUGGCCAUUGGCACUAACUUCCCAUCUCAAUUUCCUCAGCAGACACCUCCCAACAAGUCUGAACACUGAAUAAUCUUGGUCUGAUCACAAUAUUGUAGCCUGCACUUGAUUAUAUAAUACCUAACCAAAAGAUUGUUGCUGCUCUUGAUUUAGAGCCACGAGAGCUGGUGUCUCUUGCUUUUAUCUCUGAAAAUAUGAAACUAAGGAAAAGUUACUUUGGUAAUGUUUGUAAUGUUGUUUUUUUUAACCAAAGAUGUUCAUACUUUCACAGCAUUUAUACUGUAUUCUGUGCUAUUAAAUCACAUUCUUAUAACACACAUA
Micropterus salmoides (largemouth bass) is the source of this 4729-nucleotide messenger RNA. RefSeq names its product androglobin (gene adgb). Bases 51 to 4409 code for a protein of 1452 amino acids. Gene Ontology annotation, molecular function: calcium-dependent cysteine-type endopeptidase activity. Gene Ontology annotation, biological process: proteolysis. NCBI's taxonomy places the organism in Eukaryota, Metazoa, Chordata, Actinopteri, Centrarchiformes, Centrarchidae. The record is from RefSeq and is a predicted model, not a curated record. The transcript has 35 exons.